Molecule: messenger RNA, 2290 nt
Organism: Callithrix jacchus (white-tufted-ear marmoset)
Lineage: Eukaryota; Metazoa; Chordata; Mammalia; Primates; Cebidae
Gene: GFOD2
Product: Gfo/Idh/MocA-like oxidoreductase domain containing 2
Biological process (GO): extracellular matrix organization
Cellular component (GO): extracellular matrix
Molecular function (GO): nucleotide binding
Source: RefSeq, a predicted model, not a curated record
CCUAAGCCCCGCCCCCAACGAGCCAGCAAGCGCAGUUCCCGGCCACGGCCCUUCCCAGAGCAGGCCCACCCCCGUUACAGAGCAGGCGCAGUCCUCCUGCCGUCCCGCCCCUCCUUUUCCAGAGCCCACCGUUCCUUAGAAACCAGGCUGCGCGUUCUCGGUGGCGGCGGGCUUGACUCCGGGGCCCGCGCAUCCCCGCGAGCCUCCUUCAAGGCAGAUACGUGGCCGCCGAGACCACUUUGGACCCGUGGUCACCAGUGCGGCACGCUGUGGGCGAUGCCAGCGUGCCAGGCUCUGUUGCCCAGGCUGGCGUGAAGUGGUGCCAUCACAGCCCAUUGCAGCCUUGACCUCCUGGACUCAAGAGAUCCUCCCACCUCAGUCUCCUCUCCUGAGUAGCUGGGACUACAGGAGCCAUGUUUGACCAGGACGUUGGGAAGGUCGUAUCCAUGCUGGAGGCUCUUGUGAGGAGAUGAGUGGGUGAAGAGAGAGGCUGGGAUGAAGAUGCUGCCAGGAGUGGGUGUGUUUGGGACUGGCAGCUCCGCCCGAGUUCUGGUCCCACUGCUAAGGGCUGAAGGGUUCACUGUUGAGGCCCUGUGGGGGAAGACCGAGGAGGAGGCGAAGCAGCUUGCUGAGGAGAUGAACGUCGCCUUCUACACCAGCCGGACCGAUGACGUCUUGCUGCAUCAAGAUGUGGAUCUGGUGUGCAUCAGCAUCCCCCCUCCACUCACCCGGCAGAUAUCCGUGAAGGCUCUAGGUAUUGGGAAGAAUGUGGUUUGCGAGAAGGCAGCAACAUCAGUGGAUGCCUUCCGGAUGGUGACAGCCUCAAGAUACUACCCGCAGCUGAUGAGCCUGGUGGGGAACGUGCUGCGCUUCCUGCCUGCCUUCGUGCGCAUGAAGCAACUGAUUUCGGAACACUAUGUGGGAGCAGUGAUGAUCUGUGAUGCCCGUAUCUACUCAGGCAGCCUGCUAAGCCCCAGCUAUGGCUGGAUCUGUGAUGAGCUCAUGGGUGGCGGUGGCCUGCACACCAUGGGGACGUACAUCGUGGACCUGCUGACCCACCUGACUGGCCGGAGAGCAGAAAAGGUACAUGGGCUGCUCAAGACGUUUGUGAGGCAGAACGCUGCCAUCCAUGGCAUCCGGCACGUCACCAGCGAUGACUUCUGUUUCUUCCAGAUGCUCAUGGGUGGGGGUGUGUGCAGCACAGUGACACUCAACUUCAACAUGCCGGGCACCUUUGUGCAUGAAGUCAUGGUGGUAGGCUCUGCGGGACGCCUCGUUGCCCGAGGAGCCGACCUCUAUGGGCAGAAGAACUCUGCCACACAAGAGGAGCUGCUGUUGAGGGACUCGCUGGCUGUGGGCACAGGGCUUCCUGAGCAGGGGCCCCAGGAUGUCCCACUGCUGUACCUAAAGGGCAUGGUGUACAUGGUGCAGGCCUUGCGCCAGUCCUUCCAGGGGCAGAGUGACCGCUGCACCUGGGACCGCGUCCCUGUCUCCAUGGCCGCCUCCUUCGAGGAUGGGCUGUACAUGCAGAGCGUGGUGGAUGCCAUCAAGAAGUCCAGCCGAUCCGGGGAGUGGGAGGCUGUGGAGGUGCUGACGGAAGAGCCUGACGCCAACCAGAACCUUUGUGAAGCGCUUCAGCGGAACAACCUAUGAGCCUGCACCUGGGCUCCUUGCCAUAGUACAGAGGGACCAGGGAGGGGAACAGGAGCCAGACAUGAUGGGGGCUUGGCCCUAGCAGAGACAGUGUCUUUCAUUUAAUGAAUCUAGGUGAAGCCAUAGGUGGUCCUGGGACUUCGCCCACCCCCAUCCCAGCAGCUCACCUGCUCCUUAGACUUGCAGGGUGGCAAACAUUCCUGUUGCCAGGCUAGCACGGCGUGCACAGGGUAGAGCUGUCGCAGGGUCUCCCCAUGGCGAUGCCAGUGAGUGGGACCAGGAGAGGCUCAUCCUGUGGGUUUUUCAGCCUGAUCUACAGUCCUAACAGGGUGAGAAUGCACAACAGGGGCCAGGCAGCUCAGCUAAGGCCCGAGGAGAAAUGACUAGAAGUCUCAUUUCCAUGUCCUUCUUGGACUGGGGCAUCUCAGGAACGGUGAGGGCAACAAGCUGACCCUCAGGGACCCUUACCUGCCCUCCCAUGUUACCAGCCCCUUCCCAGGUGGGGACAAGGGCUUGCUUUAUUAAGUGAGCUGUCGGGCUUUUGAACUAGGGCAGAGGGCCCUGAUUUGGCAAAGAGGAGGCAAGGGAGGGCUUUAGAACAUCUGAGAAAUGUUAAUAAAUAAUUCAGAAAAUAGGA